UUCCGGUCCGACCCGCGGGGCCCACGAACCAGAGAGGCGCCAUGGGCCGGAUAACAGAAGAUCUUAUUAGACGGAAUGCUGAACACAAUGACUGUGUGAUUUUUUCCCUGGAGGAACUCUCUUUGCAUCAGCAAGAAAUAGAAAGGCUAGAACAUAUUGACAAAUGGUGCCGGGAUUUAAAAAUUCUCUAUCUUCAAAAUAAUCUUAUUGGAAAAAUUGAAAAUGUUAGCAAACUCAAGAAACUUGAAUAUUUGAAUUUAGCUUUAAACAACAUUGAAAAAAUAGAAAAUUUGGAAGGGUGUGAAGGGUUGGCAAAACUUGAUUUGACUGUAAAUUUCAUUGGAGAGCUGAGCAGCAUUAAAACUCUGAAGCACAACAUCCAUCUGAAGGAGCUUUUUCUCAUGGGGAACCCCUGCACUGACUUUGAUGGCUACAGGCAGUUCGUGGUGGCAACUCUUCAACAGUUGAAGUGGUUGGAUGGUAAAGAGAUAGAGCGUUCAGAACGGAUUCAGGCACUGCAGAACUAUCCAGUAAUCGAAAAACAAGUCAGGAAGCAGGAAAAGGCUUACUGCCUCAAGCGAGCCAAGGACAAAGAAGAGGCUCAAAGGAAACUUCAAGAAACACGUGAAAAUGAAGACAAGAAGAAGAGAAGAAACCCAGGCUUUGAUGGACGUUGGUACACAGACAUUGACACUACUCUUCCAUCUUUGGAGAGCAAAGACCACCAACAGGUACCAGAAAUCCAAGAGGAAGAACACAACAAAGAGAGAUUAGAUGAAAGUGAAGACGACCUGGAAUUCUGGAAUAAGCCCUCUUUGUUUACUCCUGAAUCUAGAUUGGAAACUCUUCGACAUAUGGAAAAGCAACGGGAAAAACAAGAAAAAUUCAGUGAAAAAAAGAAGAAAGUGAAACCACCCAGGACUUUGAUCAGUGCAGAUGGGAGAGCCCUGAAUGUGAAUGAGCCCAAAAUUGACUUCUCUCUGAAAGAUGAUGAAAAACGUAACCAGAUCAUCCUGGACCUUGCUGUCUAUAGAUACAUGGAUACCUCAUUGAUCGAUGUUGAUGUACAGCCAACUUACGUGCGAGUAAUGGUCAAAGGAAAGCCAUUUCAGCUUGUCCUUCCCGCAGAAGUCAAACCUGAUAGCAGCUCUGCUAAAAGAUCUCAGACAACGGGGCAUUUGGUCAUCUGCAUGCCCAAGGUAGAAGAAGUAAUCACAGGUGGUCGACGAACAUUCAAGUCUAUGAAAACUACCUCAGAUAGCAGCAGAGAACAAACCAACGCAAGAAGCAAGCACAUGGAGAAACUGGAAGUAGAUCCUGGCAAGCAUUCAUUCCCUGAUGUGACCACCAUAGUUCAAGAGAAAAAACACACAAGACUGAGAUCUGAACUCAAAGUGAUACCAAGUGAGGAAGACCCAGACUUUGAAGAUAACCCUGAGGUGCCACCAUUGAUUUGAAACACCCGACUGCGUUGACAUCGACUGUGACUCACCAGGCCCAGUUUUGUGCGUUAUUUAUGCGGUAAACACAGAGUUAUUUGUC
This is a messenger RNA of Carlito syrichta (Philippine tarsier), 1542 nucleotides long. RefSeq names its product leucine rich repeat containing 6 (gene DNAAF11). Gene Ontology annotation, biological process: outer dynein arm assembly. The record is from RefSeq and is a predicted model, not a curated record. Gene Ontology annotation, molecular function: protein binding. NCBI's taxonomy places the organism in Eukaryota, Metazoa, Chordata, Mammalia, Primates, Tarsiidae. The transcript has 12 exons. Bases 42 to 1457 code for a protein of 471 amino acids. Gene Ontology annotation, cellular component: cytoplasm.